AACUUGCAACACUACCACUUAACAUUUGUUUUGAUAAUAUUUUGUUGCACCAGCGUGCAGUGCGCGAUAAGAAUUAAUAAUUAUGGAAAAUAAUAGUAAGGAAAAUAACAUUUGCUUCGAUCAAAUUGAAAAAAUUAUGCAGGAGUUAGAUGCCACCAACAGAGAGUCUAAUUCAUCAACUCCACCUCCCAUGGAUUUGCCACAUAGACCAAUAAUACUGGAGCCUCAAAUCAAAGAAGAACCCAAGGAUAAGGACGCGCAUUACACUCAUUUUGAAACACCAGUGGUAGCACAUCAGGAUAAUGCUACUAGCAAUAAUGUAGUGUCUACAGUUCCCACUCAAAUUUCUGACAAUGGCUCAAACUUUUUUUCAAAUACUCCAGGACAACUUACGCAAGUGCAAAUAAAAAAAGAAAGGGUUGAAGACGACGUUGAAAUGUCAAUUGGGAUACCUUCAAAACAUUACGACAGAAAUGAUAGUGCGAUACAUAAUACACAACCAACAACAAUGGAUUCCACGCCACUAAUUAAAUCAGAACCAGCAGACACUCAUUCUGUUGCGACAGAAGCAAAUCCACUCCAAAACGUACUUGCAAAAGUUGCAACACCAACAAAUUCGACUAAUAAUAAUUCACAAGAAGUUCCAACUGAAACAAAUAUGGAUUCAACUGCGCCCAACAGCCCAAGUGGGAUACCAGAACCCGAUGAAACAUUACCAGAUAAUUUCUUUGAUGAUUUAAUCAAAGAUGUUGAUAACAUCACAGCAGCGGCUUUAAAAUCCACCGCACCGCAUGAAAAAGCACAUACACAAGUGUUUUUAAAUGUAAAACGGGAACCUGUUGAUACAACAACUUUUCCUGAGGCAACAACUUCAGCGGCACCAAAUAAUACUACACAAGAAAAUGAACAUACACAAGUAAAUCUCAAUGUCAAAAAUGAACCUGUUGAUACGACAGCUAUUCCAGAAACCACAACAUCCGCACCGAUACCAGAGAACUUUUUUGACGAUUUAUUAGUUGACCAUGUUGCCGAGCGCGUAGACGAAGUUGUCAAUAAUGAUCUCGAAUUAAAAUACUCUGAACGUCUAAAGGAGCUAGAACAAUUGCAAGCCAAAGAGCAGGAGUCACAUAAGACACAUAAAAAACAUAAAAAGAAGAAGAAGAAAUCACAUAAACGUACGCAUGGUGAAAUUAAUGAAAAUGAAGAUUCGAUUAUUACCAAUCAUAAGCGUAGCAAACGUGCAUUGCGUAGUCACAGUAAAAGUCCCCCCACAAGAAGAGAUUCAGAGGCUCAAAUACGAAGCACCAACAAAAGCCCUAUUAAGCGAAUACGCGUUAAAAGCGAAUUCACUGGCAGUGAAGAUAGACCUAUAGAAAUAGUUGAUUUAUAUUCGGAAGAACCAGAAACCAGUGCUGCAGCGGCGAGCCGAAUGGUGCGUGUCAAAUCGGAGUUUUCCACAUAUCAACCUUAUGAGAAAACAUCCGAAAUCUGCUUACCAGUAAAAGAGAAAGAGCUUUUCCAAAGUCGUAGCAACAUCAAUAGAAACGGCCUUAUUAUUGACAUGACGGCACCCUUGGGUUUCAAGCGCAUUAAAAUGGAAAGUGAUCUUCUAGAGAAAUCAAAAACAGCAGAGUAUAUUUUGCCAAAAGAUAAAAUAGAAAAUGCAAAACAAAGGGCAAUAGCCGCUAUCGAAGACUUUAAUAAGUGGAGCAAAAAACCUAAGGACCCAGCGUUUAUAUACACCAAUACUGUGCGCAAACUGCCUAAUAGCAGUACAUAUAUAACACAGCAAAUCUACGAUAAUCGUUCACCAUUGCACAAUGUAAACAAUGUGCUUUACAAGUUCAAUUCCCACGCUAACGAAUUUAACCUACACGAAUGGGGUAUAGAAGAAAUGCCACCGAAAGCAAGGGAAGUAGCAAAAAUUUUAGGUUUUGAUGUAGACGCAUUGGACAAGAGAAAAGAAACCAUCAAAUUACCGCCAAAGAUACAAAAAAUUAAAAAGGAACAUAUUGCACAGACUGAAAAGAAGUUGACACACACACAAACCUCAUUUCUUAUCACCGUAUCCACGCAAACCGACGAAGUCACUGUGCUGGAUGCAAACGCGAAACACCGUCAUAACAUAGCCGUACAAACUGAAUCGCAAGGCAACACUAACGGUAUGUCUACGUGUGGCAAUAACUACGAAGAUCUGCCACUAAUGCGACAAAUACGUACAUUCAAUGAGAAUCAACUAAUGGCUUUAAGUGGUUUCGCCGAUUUGAUAUGCGAAUCAGCGCUGGAACCAAAUGCCGUGGACUUAUGUCUACUGCAUCAGCGUAUGAUAAAAAUAUAUAGAUUCGCGCAAAUGCCAUCCGAACUGGAACAAAAUGAUCAACAGCCAAGCACACAGGUUUUACGAGAUCCACGCCAAGCAAGAAAAUCACAGGAAUCACCACCACCGCCGCCAGCACCAAGACUCCUACCACAAUUUGCGCAAGCACCAAAACCGCCAACUAUGAAUCAACAUUUACGAGACCCGCGUCAAGAAAGAAUAUUGACAAUGAGCGAACCAUUACCACCAUCGUGGCCUACAGCCCAUACAGUUGCACAGCAACACUAUCAACGACAACAGCAAACAACGUGGCCGAUACCUCAGCGUCCAGAACGUCCAGCAGCUGUGGCACAAAAAAUUCCGCUUCACUUGCCACACACUAUGGUACCACAGCAAUCGUACGCGCCAAAAUACUACGGUCGCGGUGCCAUGCGACGGUAGUAAUAUGCUAAGUAAACCACGAGUCACUUUAUAGCUUUACAAGUUUAAACAUAUUAGAUAUACAUAUUUUUACGCUGAAAAUGCCGCAUUUCAAAAAAAGAAACUAAGCAUAAUUUAGUAAUUAAGGCGUCGAUGUAAACAAACAGUUUAGUUGCCACUUGAACACAUACACAACUGUCACAUUGUGUUGCCAAUUCGUAAUUGAGUAACGUAUUUUUUAUGUGAGUAUGCAUACAUAUAAAAAUCGAAAACUUAAAAUAAAUUCAAUAAAUUGCGUUCAUAAUAUAAAUAGAAACACAUUUUUUUUGUUUUUGUACGAUUAUCAUUUAUAUGUAUUUAAAUUAUAAAUCGUUUAUCUUGAUUUUAUUUAUGGGUUUCUAAAUCGCUUUUGCAGUAGCAGAUUUGUUUACAUAUAUACGUUUUUACUUAUUGUUUUUCUUAUACAUAUGUAACUAUAUCUGUAAAUACUAUAACUAAAUUAAACGGAUUAUGCAUGUUUAAUUGCAAGCUAUGCGGUGCAAGCUUAUUCUAGGGUUUGAAGGAAAUGCAAAUUAUUUUGUGCUGAACUUAAAGCAAUAAAAAAAUAACAAUAAUAUAUGUAUAAAAAAUAAUGAAAUGGAUAAAAUAUUAUUAUUUAUUUUUAUUUGUUUUUUUUUUUUUUUAGUAAAUAAUAUAAUAAUAGCAGCUACAGAAAUGAGAAAAUUCUAAAAAAUUAUUUCCUAAAUUAAAAAGACAAAAUGUUUCAAAUGAACCAGAGUUUUAAAAUAUUUAACGUUAUUGAUUUAUAUGAUUGAAUCAAUUAAAUUGAAAAAUACAAUUUAUCAAAUAUAUUCUAUUAAACUGUGUAAAUUAUUAAAUGUGUAUUUAGUAUUUAUUUUGUUGUAUUAUUUUCUUAUAUAAACACGGUCGCGUGAUGUGCCGGCACAUAUUAGAAAAAGCAUAUUUGUUUAUAUAUGUAUGGAACUUUUUUCAUUAGGAAGUCAGUAAAAUAAUUGAACACAAUAAAUUAAAGAUUGAGAAACAGGCCAGAGCGUGUGAAGUUGAAUAGAAUUAUGACAAAUAAAGAGUAAGAGCUUUGAAUGACGAAUAGAAGUUUUCAACGUGGAACUGAGCUUCCAAUUAUGACCACUCACAAACAUAAGAGUCUAAUUAACCGGUACGAACUUGUUUUGAGUCGGAUCAUGUAUAAGUCCCAAGAUUGUAACUCAAUUUCUCCGAAAUUGUUUUUAUGCUGCAGUAUUAACAAUAAUACCCGAUAUAAGCAAGCGAAAGUGAAGUUAUGUCAAUGAGAAUCGAGAUUAACAUUAUAAAGCUGCUUAAUCCUUAUUUAUCCUUGCACAUUUGCAUAAAUUCGCUUAAAAGGUGAUAUUUUCGAAAUUCUUGUGCACAGCAAAGGGUAAGCUAUGGUUAAAGCACUUAAAAUGAGUUCUUAAAGAGUUGUAGAGGAAUAUUUCAAUUUCAAUUAAUUGCAUAUUAUGAGGCGCAAUAUACAAACUAGAUCGUCGUUGAAACCUUUACAUCAUAAAAAAUAUUUUGGUUUAUUAGAAAAAAUGCAUUUGUCUUCGUUUUCGUAUUUCAACAUUCGUUGUCACGAAUUGAAGUGAGACAGCUGGCGAAUUACAAUAACCUGUUAUCAGUCUUAGGAAGAGAUUCGGAUUACCUUACAACUACAUAAUGUUGAAAUAAGAGAUUAAGCAGCUAGCCAGUGGUCAAAAGAACACAAUAAUCUCCGUACUUUAAAAGUGAAAUAUUGUGUCGUAUACUUCCUCAACCAUUAACUGUCUCAUUGUCGCCAGACAUUAAUAAUUCAAAUUCUCUGCACUCUUACACAUUCUCUUGCAAACUUCGCAAGCAAAACAACACAAAAGCACGAAAUAAAUCCCAAAACUUCAUUGUUUACGCCACUAAAUUAUAAACUAAGCAUUUUUUAUAUUUUGGAAUUUUAAAUUUUUUAUUUACUAUUGUUGGCUCGCCUGGUUUACACAAAUGAAAAUAUUAAAAUACACGUUUAAUUAAUACCAUUUCAAUAUCUUUUAAAUUAAAUCGUAAAAAAAAACAUUAUGCAAAAUCCAAUACGUAUUGUUCGUUGUCCAUGUGUGGGUGUUGCAAAUAUUUUUUUGACAUAUGGAAUGGAACAGCGCAUAUCACUGCUUAUUGUAUAAAGUAUAUAUGCAUAUAUGUAUAACGUUUGUGUGUAGUAUGAAGUAUUUUUAUAUAUAUUUCUUGCUUGCCAACCACAUU
Zeugodacus cucurbitae (melon fly) is the source of this 4999-nucleotide messenger RNA. RefSeq lists its product as uncharacterized. The transcript is spliced from 3 exons. NCBI's taxonomy places the organism in Eukaryota, Metazoa, Arthropoda, Insecta, Diptera, Tephritidae. The record is from RefSeq and is a predicted model, not a curated record. Bases 83 to 2758 code for a protein of 891 amino acids.